GCUUCUUCUCUCCCACCAAGAAGGUUAGAUGUCACUGUGACUCUAAACAGUACCCUAGAGAAGAAACACACACCCUCUUUCCCUCUUUCACCCCCACUAGACAGACAAAAAGAGAAGAUAAGCCUAUGGAAACCAUGACAAAUAUGCCAACCAAGAAAGAGGUCAAUAAGGGAGCAUGGACACCAGAAGAAGAUAAAAAAUUAGCUGAGAUUAUUGCAAUCCAUGGUGCAAAAAGAUGGAAGACAAUUGCAGCUAAAGCAGGCCUUAAUAGGUGUGGUAAGAGUUGCAGGCUAAGGUGGUUGAAUUAUUUGAGACCAAAUAUCAAGAGAGGCAAUAUAUCAGACCAAGAAGAGGACUUGAUUCUUAGGCUUCAUAAACUACUAGGAAAUAGAUGGUCCUUGAUAGCUGGAAGAUUACCUGGUAGGACAGAUAAUGAGAUCAAGAACUAUUGGAAUUCUCAUUUGUGCAAGAAAAUAAGCCAAAAAAAGAAACAAAGUGGAGCUUCAAGCGGAGAAGAAUCCAAAGAUGACAAAGGGACAACAGAGAAGGUGGAUAUUGUGGAGGGGAGGGAAGAGAACACAUCGAGUAAUAAUUAUACAGGAGGUGACGACUCCAAUACCAGUUUUAAUGUAGAUGAUUUUUUUGAUUUCUCCAAUGAAGAUCCUUUGAACUUGGAGUGGAUGAACCAUUUCCUUGAAAUGGAUGGGGGGUUCACUGGCAUGUCAUAAAAAAGUUUAACUCUCCAUGAAAUCUUGGUGCAGCAGAGAGUGCAGACUUAAUCAUGGUAUAUGAUUUGAGAAAUUUCAUGAUCUGUGCAAUUUGUAAUCUAUUCAUUAAUUUAGUAGAGUUGAUAUUAUGUGAGUUUUCCUUUUAUAAGAGCUGAAAAUUGUAUAACAAUGCCUUUUGAUUAGCGCCUAUCAUUUUCUGAA
Molecule: messenger RNA, 929 nt
Organism: Hevea brasiliensis (rubber tree)
Lineage: Eukaryota; Viridiplantae; Streptophyta; Magnoliopsida; Malpighiales; Euphorbiaceae
Product: transcription factor MYB3-like
Exons: 3
Coding region: 126-728 (200 amino acids)
Biological process (GO): cell differentiation
Cellular component (GO): nucleus
Molecular function (GO): transcription cis-regulatory region binding
Source: RefSeq, a predicted model, not a curated record